Penicillium canariense is the source of this 1035-nucleotide messenger RNA. RefSeq lists its product as uncharacterized. The coding region runs from base 1 to 1035 and encodes 344 amino acids. The record is from RefSeq and is a predicted model, not a curated record. NCBI's taxonomy places the organism in Eukaryota, Fungi, Ascomycota, Eurotiomycetes, Eurotiales, Aspergillaceae. The transcript has a single exon.
AUGGUCUGGAAAGAAUGUCUGCCGAAACGUCGCGUCUUUGAUACCAUGCUGCCAUGCUUCGUCUACGAGAACUCGACCUGUCGGGGAAAUGGUUGGGCGUCCCGAGAAGGCUGGAGAGCGCCCAUUAUCACCCGGGUCUGCCACGAGUCGCGCGCGAUCGCGUUCGAAACAGGCCGGGUGCUCUUCCCUGAGGACGACCCCAAUGUACCCGCCUACAUUGAGAGCAUGUGGUCCGACUCCACGACCGAUAUCGUGGCUCAGUACUGGCGCCCUGGGCUCGAGAGUGUCGUUUAUUGGGCGAUCGACGACCCGGACCCGUAUCUCUUUCACUACGCAUCUCGCUAUCAAGGGGCAAUGAUCGCCGAAGAGCGGCUCCAGGCGGCUUUGCAAUCGACGAACACGUCCGACUGGACGAUCCUCGCGCGGCUGAAGGACUGCUACGUCUGUCUGGCCAACCCCGUCAUGAUCCAUCUGACCCGGAGGGAAAUGCUCGCGUCGCAAUUAUUCGGUCGCCUAGGAGAAGAAUACACCCAGCUGAUCGACCCGGCCGACCAGCAAACCUUGAAGAAAUUCCACCAGCUGGCGCGGACCUCGAGCCAGCAAUUACCAGAGACCAUGAAGUUUUUCGACCAACUCUGCACCCCAUCAUUCCAGUCCCAAAUGCACACCUGGAGUCACGACACCAUGUCCCAUUGGAUUUGGAAAGAAUGGCUGAAAGAAAAACAGACGAAUUUCAGCGGGAUCGCGCGCCCCGACUUGAUCUGGAUGGGACCGCCAACGCCAACGAACGGCCGGCCGUUCGACCCGCUUUCGCCGCACUCUUUCACCCAACAGGGCCUUUUCGUCCCUAAUCUCUUGGAUGCGAGCCGCUUCUCAUACAACGGCAACCACCCGUGGGUGAGAGAGAAGCUGGCCGCAGCCCCCCGGUUCUACCCCCGCAUUAUGAUCCGCCCUUGCAUUCAGCAAUGUUGGCGUCCUCGAACCCCGCCGCGACGAGGCCGACCACGAGGACAUUACCGAGCGGGAGGAAGAUGA